AUGACUAAAAAAAUGACACACAUCUCCAAAAGCGAAAAAUCCAGACAGCAGUCCUACGACAGUGUGAUGGAUGGAGACGAGAGCAACCAGAUAUCUGCAAAUGUGUUUGAGUGGACUAAGCAAGGAAACGCAGCGGCUCUGGAGAAGAACUCCAGGUUUCUGGACACACGCGACAACAUUGGUGCCAGUCCACUGCACUACGCUUCAGCCAAUGGGCACUUCCGCAUCAUUAGACAUAUCGUGCAGAUCGUUGGACACCAAGAGCUCAAUGUGAAAGAUGAGGAGGGAAACACACCUCUUCACUGGGCCGUGCAGAAGGAUCAGCCCGGGAGCUGCUCUGUGCUUCUGUCUCUGGGAGCGGAUCCAAACGUCCUCAACAACAGCCACCAGGCACCUAUUCAUAUGGCAGUCAGUCUGGGCAAAAACUUUGUCUUAGAGCAACUUGUGUCACAUAAACAAACUGAUGUGAACCUGGAGGGAGAUUUGGGAAACACUCCUGUUAUUUUAUCUGCUGCUUUGGACAACCAUGAGGCUCUGGGUAUAUUGUACAAACAUGGUGCAAAGUUUUGUCGUCAAAACAACCUUGGACAUUUUCCAAUUCAUGCGGCUGCUUUUUCUGGAGCGAAGAAAUCCAUGGAGGUCAUUCUCCUGAAAGGAGAAGAAGCUGGUUUGUCCAUUGACGCCCAUAUAAACUAUGUGGAUAAAUCUUGCAGCAGUCCACUUCACCUGGCUGUACGUGGAGGAAAUCUGGACAUUAUUAAACUCUGCAUUGGAUACGGAGCCAAAAUUGAUCAACAGCAGUGUGAUAAAUCCACUGCUCUCCACUUUGCAUGUAGUCAAGGUGCCACUGAGGUUGUUAAAGUCAUGCUUUCGUCUUACCCUAAAGUGUGUAAUCUUAUCAACAUCACAGAUGGGGCCAACCAGACGCCACUACACAAAGCAGUGAUUUUUGACCAUUUCGAACUUUCAGAGUAUCUUAUGUCACAGGGUGCCAACAUUGACUUUGUUGACUGCAAAGGCCAUUCUCCACUCCUUCUGGCAACAAGUUGCGGAGCAUGGAGAACAGUCAAUCUGCUUCUGUCCCAUGGGGCUGAUCUGACGAAAAAAGACAAAUCUGGAUGCAACUUCUUGCACCUGGCCAUCCUGCAGCCCAGGGGUCUAAAAAACCUGCCCACAGAGGUACUGCAGCAUGAGAGUGUGCGAGAGCUGCUCAAUGAUGAGGAUAUUGAGGGUUGUACACCUCUCCAUUACGCCUGCAGACUGGGAAUACCAGACUCUGUCAAGAACAUGUUGGGACUGGAGGUGUCGCUGGACCAAAAGUCCAAAGAGAAGAAAUCUGCACUUCAUUUUGCAGCUGAGUUUGGGAGGAUCAACACGUGCCACAGACUCCUGGAGAUGGUGACGGACACCAGACUGCUGAAUGAGGGGGAUGAGAAGGGUCUGACGCCGCUUCAUCUGGCCUCUCGCGAGGGACACGUUAAAGUUGUCGAGUUGCUGCUGCGCAAGGGGGCGCUGUUUCACAGUGAUUACAGAGGUUGGUCAGGUCUGCAUCAUGCUGCAUCUGAAGGAUACACCCAGACCAUGGACACUUUGCUGACAUCUAACAUCAAACUUCUAAACAAAAGCGAUGGAGAUGGGAACACAGCUCUACAUUUGGCUGCUAGAGCUGGUCAUGUAGCAGCAGUGCGAUUGCUGUUAUACAGAGGUGCCAAGAUAAUCCUCAACAAAAACGAUGCCUCUUUCCUGCAUGAGGCCGUACAUAAUGCGAGGAGGGAGGUCACCAACAUGGUGAUCGAGAGCGACAGAUGUGAAGAAGCGAUGACAACAUACAAACCAAACUCAACGAAACGCUGCAUUGUAAUGGACAUGAUUGAGUUUCUUCCAGAGUCCUUUAAACAUCUUCUUGACACUUGCAUAAGGGAAUCCGAGGAAGAUGUUAACUGCACAAAUUACUAUAUUGAGUACAAUUUCAGGUGGCUUCAGCAUCCACUACAAAACCUUAAAAAAACAGGCAUGGAAAAAGACAUGGCAUACAAACCUCUCAGCGCACUAAAUGCUAUGGUGAAUUUUAACCGUGUCAAUUUGCUCACCCAUCCAGUGUGCAAGAAAUAUUUGGAGAUGAAAUGGAGUGCCUAUGGGAUCAAAGCACACCUGCUCAAUAUGACUGUUUAUGCGCUUGGGGUCUUUCCUUUAACAUACCUCAUUGUGAAUCUGAAGCCCACACUGGUCACGUCAAGAAAUGUCACAUCCGUCAACAUGGUCUGCACAUCCCUCUACAAGCAAUCCUACCUGACAACAUCAAGCAUGCUGCUGGUUCUUGCUAUGAAUAUGUAUGCAGUGGGGAAAGAGAUCCUGCAAAUGUUUCAACAGCGGCUGAAUUAUUUGCGGGAUUUGUCGAACUACAUGGACUGGGCGGCUGCGAUCUGUGCUCUGCUGUUCGUGGUGCCCCUGCUGAUGAACGUGAAGAGCUCAUGGCACUGGCAGGCUGGAGCGCUGGCAGCUCUGACCUCCUGGCUCAAUCUGCUCCUCUAUCUCCAGCGGUUUGAACGGAUUGGUAUUUAUGUGGUGAUGUUUCGAGAGAUUUCACGGACACUGCUGAGCAUUAUCGUUUUGUUCUUCUACCUGAUAUUGGGAUUUGCUUUGUCCUUCUAUGCCUUGAUGAUCGAACAGCAGCAUUUUGGAAGGAUGUUCCUGUCACUGCUGCAGACCUUUGUCAUGAUGGUAGGAGAAAUGAACUACCAGGACAACUUCAUGAAGCCCUACCUACAAGGAGAUCUUCCUUUCCCUGAUUUGACUUUGGCGAUAUUUGUGUGGUUUGUCUUACUUGUGCCUAUCCUUCUCAUGAACCUUCUGAUUGGUUUGGCUGUUGGUGACAUAGCAGAGGUUCAGACAAACGCCUGCUUAAAGAGGAUUGCGAUGCAGAUUGAGCUCCACACUAACCUGGAGGAGAGGCUUCCUUAUUGGUUCAUGAAGCGGGUGGACCAGGUCACUAUCAGAGAAUACCCAAACAGAUGCUUCAGCGGAAAGAAAAGAUGGUUUUUCGGAGGGAAUGAGGUGAAGUCCAGGACGCGUCUCGGUCCUACCUUCCACCAGUUAACUCCACUGGAAAGAGAGCUAACCAAACAGAAAUACAGGCUGAAGGAGAUUUCCGAGACCAGAAAGCAACACAACCUGCUAAAGCUGAUAGUGCAGAAGAUGGAGAUCAGCUCAGAGGCCGAUGAACACGACGGCCCCCCAGUGUUUCAGGAGCUGAAGAGAAACUCUCACCAAAGCAAAUGGGGUCCACUGCUCAGAGCGGUGACCGCCAGAAAGAAGGGAAUCUGCAGUUUCGUCAAAACCUAAUAAACACAGCACUGCUUGAACAGCUGCGCUAUUUACUCAAACAGUAGCUACGUUUCCAUCCACCCAUUUUUAUGCGCAUUAAAACGUAAGCCCAUAACUGAGCAGGAUAAACUUUUAUUCAAUAAGAAGAAAUGCGCACAAACUACAAUGGAAACAUUUUAACCGAAUAAAUUCCAGUAUGCGUAUUAAAAAAGGUCAUGUGAUUUUGUUAUAAGAGAGCAUGUGAUGAUAAAAAGGUGUGUGAAUGGAUAACCAGCCGGCUGAGCAGAUUGUAAAACAUCUGAAAUGUUGUUUUUGGUCAUUCUAAACCGCAUCAGUAUUAGUGUUAUUAUAUUAUUAAUUACCUAAAAAAAUUAAUAAAUUUUAAAAAUCAAGAGGCGUCUUUGCUCCACGUCUGAUGCCUUCAAACACCACCGCGCGCUCACUGCAUGUCAGGAUUGUCUUCUGAGGAGCAAGUCAUUUAUUAAAUGAAAAGAUUCACACAGCUUCUCUUAUCGCAGCAAAUUCCGUUUUUACUGUUGAUA
Molecule: messenger RNA, 3866 nt
Organism: Danio aesculapii
Lineage: Eukaryota; Metazoa; Chordata; Actinopteri; Cypriniformes; Danionidae
Gene: trpa1a
Product: transient receptor potential cation channel, subfamily A, member 1a
Biological process (GO): monoatomic ion transport; transmembrane transport
Cellular component (GO): membrane
Molecular function (GO): monoatomic ion channel activity; protein binding
Source: RefSeq, a predicted model, not a curated record